CCAUAUAAUUAAUCAAAUGGCUAUGUAACUUAGUGCUUCUCAACCUGUUGUGUUAACCAGCAUAUCUUAGUAGCGGACAAAUGAGCAUGGGAGGCCGGAACAGGCAAAUGAGUUUAGAAAGAAGAAUGGGGAGCAACAAGUUUUUGGAAAGGAGAUGCUUCUUCCAAAUGCCUCACCGCCUCUUUCUCACAUCACACUUACCAGUCAAAUUCCCUCCUACCAGUAAACCUCGCAUGCUUCUCCCCUAAGUCAUCCUCCUCCUUUCCCCCUGUAAAACACACUACCUCUCAAUCUCAUUCCAAAAAUACCACCUAUCAUGUCUGUCCAUAUCAUAGUGUUCCCAUGUUUUGGCCAAGGCCAUCUCCUCCCUUGCUUUGAGCUCUGCAAACACCUCGCCUCCCGCACCUUCAACACUACCCUCAUCAUCUCCUCCAAUCUCUCCUCCUCCAUCCCCUCCGAUCUCCGCCGUAUUCCUCUCAUCCACAUCUUUGAGAUCUCAUCCUCAUUUCCUCCUCCUCCUCCGCCAUCGUCGCCCUCCCCGGAUUCCGAUCCCAUGAGCCACCAUCAUCGCCACCAGCAUCAGAUGGGUACGGCCAUCGAAUCCCUCCUCUCUUCCAGAUCCACAUCCCCAGACUACGUCCCACCCCUCUGUGCCAUAAUCGAUGUGAUGAUGAGCUGGAGCAAAGGUAUUUUUCAUAAGUUUAACAUCCCACUCGUUUCUUUCUUCACCUCCGGUGCCUGCUCCGCCGCCAUGGAGUACGCCUCCUGGAAAGCCGGCGCCUUCAACAUCAAGCCCGGCGAAGUCCUACCCCUUCCCGGCCUACCCGAAGACAUGGCCUUGACUUACUCCGACCUUCAACGCGGCCCUCACGGUCCUCCUGGCGGCCCACCUGGACCCCCCGGUUCAGGUCGCCCACCUGGACCACCCGAUGCAAGAGGUCCACCACGGUCGGGUCCCAAGUUCGGGGGGCCACCCAAACCAGGGCACCAGCCACCGUGGGUCGUCGAGGCAGCGGGCUCGAUCGCGCUUAUGAUCAACACGUGUGACGACCUGGAGCGUCCGUUCAUCGAGUACGUGGCCUACGAAACCGGAAUCCCGGUCUGGGGUGUGGGCCCGCUUUUGCCAGAUCAGUACUGGAACUCAUCCGGUUCGCUCCUCCACGAUCGAGACAUCCGACCCAACAGGAAAUCCAGCUGCACUGAGGAGGAGGUGAUCCAGUGGCUAGACUCCAAGCCCCGUGGAUCCGUCCUCUACGUGUCAUUCGGAAGCGAGGUAGGUCCUACCAUGGAGGGCUACGCCCAACUGGCGCUUGCAUUAGAAGCCUCGAACCGGGCAUUCAUCUGGGUGAUCCAACCCGGUUCAGGCCGGCCAGGUCCACCUCGACCACCGGGUUCAGACUCAAACGAAGACAGCGGAUACUACCCACAUGGAUUGGAGGAGAAAGUAGGGAAAAGAGGUCUGAUAAUACGUGGGUGGGCACCACAACUGUUGAUACUGAGUCACCCAUCGACAGGUGGAUUUCUCUCACACUGUGGAUGGAACUCCACUGUGGAGGCAACAGGGCGUGGAGUGCCCUUUUUGGCUUGGCCAAUCCGUGGAGACCAGUACUACGAUGCGAUGCUAGUGGUGAAACAUCUCAAAAUUGGGUACAUGGUGUUUGCUAAAGAUGCUUCUGAAACCAUCGUAAAAGAGGCCAUAGUUGACGGAAUAGAGAAGGUGAUGAGUGAUAAAGACAUGAAGAAAAGGGCGGAGAUGAUAAGUGGUAAGUUUGGGAAUGAGUUUCCGGCGACUUCGGCUGCUGCUUUGGAUGCUUUUAGGGAUUUUAUCAACCAAAGGGCUCCAUAAGCACUUAUAAUUAAUGUAUCAUCCAUCCAUACACUUUUUUUUUUUUUUUUAAAUGUAUUUACAUAUCAUGUAUCAUGGAGGCCUAACGUAUUAACAGUACGAUUUUAUAA
This is a messenger RNA of Vitis vinifera (wine grape), 1956 nucleotides long. RefSeq names its product scopoletin glucosyltransferase. The record is from RefSeq and is a predicted model, not a curated record. Gene Ontology annotation, molecular function: UDP-glycosyltransferase activity. Lineage: Eukaryota; Viridiplantae; Streptophyta; Magnoliopsida; Vitales; Vitaceae. The coding region runs from base 317 to 1846 and encodes 509 amino acids. The transcript has a single exon.